Messenger RNA from Plectropomus leopardus (leopard coralgrouper), 2320 nucleotides. RefSeq names its product TBL1X/Y related 1b. Lineage: Eukaryota; Metazoa; Chordata; Actinopteri; Perciformes; Serranidae. Gene Ontology annotation, cellular component: histone deacetylase complex. Gene Ontology annotation, biological process: regulation of transcription by RNA polymerase II. The record is from RefSeq and is a predicted model, not a curated record. Gene Ontology annotation, molecular function: protein binding; transcription corepressor activity.
CUGAAGCCUUUGCCUGGUUCUUACCGCCUGGCUUAGUUUAAAUAUUAUAACCUAUCGAUAGUUAAUACAAGUGCGUAAACGGCCCGUCUUGCUAUCGAUCAAAGAGAUAACAUGGUCUUGACUUGAGACACAAGAGCUGAGGAAGAUAUCGUCAAUUGAAAGGUUUUAUCCAAGUAGGGGCUGAGAGUUCUUGCUGAGGACAACAGAGCCAUGAUGCGCCUCUGAAGACAUCCUGAUCACAUGGGCUCCUAUCCUGUGCUGACCCAAUGGUUUAAUCACCAGGAGUAAAAAUGAGCAUAAGCAGUGAUGAAGUCAAUUUCCUGGUUUACAGAUACCUACAAGAGUCAGGCUUCUCCCACUCAGCAUUCACCUUUGGCAUAGAGAGUCACAUCAGCCAGUCCAACAUCAAUGGAGCCCUGGUGCCCCCUGCUGCCCUCAUCUCCAUCAUCCAGAAGGGUCUGCAGUAUGUGGAGGCUGAAGUCAGCAUCAAUGAGGACGGGACCUUAUUUGACGGGCGGCCCAUUGAGUCGCUAUCUCUGAUUGAUGCUGUGAUGCCAGACGUCGUCCAAACCAGGCAGCAGGCCUACAGGGACAAGCUGGCCCAGCAGCAGCAGCAGGCGGCGAGCAGUGGCAGCAGCACAGGGCCCCAGGGAAGUACCAAGAAUGGCGAGGGCGCUGCCAACGGGGAGGAAAACGGAUCCCACGCCUUAGCCAAUCACCACUCAGAGAUGAUGGAGGUGGACAGGGACGUGGAGAUCCCUCAGAGUAAAGCCAUGGUCUUGAGGGGCCACGAAUCCGAAGUUUUUAUCUGUGCCUGGAACCCAGUGAAUGACCUCCUCGCAUCCGGGUCUGGGGACUCAACAGCACGGAUCUGGAACCUGAGUGAAAACAGCACAGGCGGGUCCACACAGCUGGUUCUGAGGCACUGCAUACGAGAAGGGGGCCAGGACGUACCCAGCAACAAAGACGUCACCUCACUAGACUGGAAUAGCGAGGGAACAUUGUUAGCUACAGGCUCAUAUGACGGCUUCGCUAGAAUAUGGACAAAAGAUGGUAACCUGGCGAGUACUUUGGGUCAGCAUAAAGGUCCUAUAUUUGCACUUAAAUGGAACAAGAAAGGAAACUUCAUCCUUAGUGCUGGUGUCGACAAGACCACGAUUAUUUGGGACGCUCAUACAGGAGAGGCAAAACAACAAUUUCCUUUCCACUCCGCACCUGCUCUGGACGUAGACUGGCAGAGCAACAACACGUUUGCCUCCUGCAGCACAGACAUGUGCAUCCAUGUGUGUAAACUGGGUCAGGACAGACCUGUCAAAACCUUCCAGGGACACACGAAUGAGGUGAAUGCAAUCAAGUGGGAUCCCACUGGCAGCUUACUGGCUUCCUGUUCAGAUGACAUGACACUGAAGAUCUGGAGUAUGAAGCAGGACUCGUGUGUCCAUGACCUCCAGGCCCACAGUAAAGAAAUCUACACCAUCAAGUGGAGCCCAACAGGCCCCGGGACCAACAACCCCAGCGCCAACCUCAUGCUGGCCAGCGCAUCAUUUGACUCCACGGUGCGUCUGUGGGAUGUGGAGCGUGGGGUGUGUAUCCACACACUGACCCGCCACCAGGAGCCCGUGUACAGCGUGGCCUUCAGUCCGGACGGCAGGCACCUUGCCAGCGGCUCCUUCGACAAGUGUGUCCACAUCUGGAACACUCAGACGGGUGCUUUAGUCCACAGUUACAGAGGGACAGGAGGGAUCUUUGAGGUGUGCUGGAACGCAACAGGGGACAAAGUAGGAGCCAGUGCGUCAGAUGGAUCGGUUUGCGUAUUAGACCUGAGAAAAUGACACUCGUCUGGGGGAGCCAUGGACCGACUACGAAUGUGUACAUAGCCAAAAUGACUGACUGUCCCUGCCUGUCCGCCACACUGCUGUAGUCCCAUCAGAUGCCAUGGCCCGCCAUUACAGCCAAACGGAGCCCCCCCUCCCCCACCCCGUCAUAUAUGUACACACAAGGACCACACCUUUGCCACAGGCAGUUCUUAAGUCGUAUAUCAGGUCUGUAUGGACGCCUGCGGUGCUCUCACAGAUCUGCAGGUAGAAACAUUUCUCUGUCAUCACGCAGUACAAACUUGCCGGACCCGUCACAUGUAAACCAAAACACCAGGAUUCUUCUCGCUUUCCUCUUUUUAUCCUUUGUACCAGAAAGAUUUUUUUGUCUUCUGUUGGUGUGUGCAUAUUGCAUAUGUCAGCAUUUGGUGUCCUGUGGACAUUGUUGUUUUGACUUUGGAUUUUACUGAUAUCCGCGGGUUUUAUAUUCCAUGUGGGCUGGGAGA